AUGUAUCCAGCCAUAGUGUCUUGUCUCCUCGUGGCCCUUGGUGCCGCCGGCGUCCGGGCUCAGGCUCUGCAAAGCCUCUGGGGCCAGUGCGGCGGCGUCAACUGGACCGGCCCGACGGCCUGCGUGUCGGGGGCAUACUGCAGCCAACUCAACCCGUGGUAUUUUCAGUGCCUCGCCGGCGGCACAACACCGACAACGCCGGCAGUCCCAGUUACCACGCCUCCCACGGCCACAACCCUCUCAACAUCUAUCAUCACACCAGCCACAUCCACCACAACGCCCCCUGCCCCAGGCAGCACCACGUGUCCCGCCAUCCCCGACAGCCUCGGCGCAGCCGUAUCAACACUGCCCGACCCCUUCACGUUCGCCAGCGGCGGCAAAGUAACGACACGCGCACAGUGGACGUGCCGGCAGGACGAAAUCAGCCAACUCUUCCAAAAAUACGAGGUCGGCACGCUCCCACCCAAGCCGUCAUCCGUGUCCGCCAGCUUCUCAGGCAGCACGCUAAGCAUCGUAGCAUCGCACGGCGGCAAGACCGUCUCGUUCUCGGUCAGCAUCUCCGGCAAGCCCGCGACGCCCGGCCCGCACCCCGCCAUCAUCAGCUUCGGCGCGUACGGCGCCAGCAUUCCGGUGCCCGCGGGCGUGGCCACCAUCGCGUUCAACAACGACGACAUCGCCGCGCAGGCCGACGGCUCGUCGCGCGGCAAGGGCAAGUUCUACGAUCUGUACGGCAGCGGGCAUUCGGCCGGGGCGCUGGCGGCGUGGGCGUGGGGGGUCGCGCGCAUCAUCGACGCGCUGGAGCUGACGGCCGCGCAGACGGGCAUCGACGCGGCGCGCGUCGGCGUCACGGGGUGCUCGCGCAACGGCAAGGGCGCGCUGGUGGCGGGCGCGCUGGAGCGGCGCGUCGCGCUGACGCUCCCCCAAGAGUCCGGCGCUGGCGGCGCCGGCUGCUGGCGGCUCGAGGCCUGGCAGAACGCCAAUGGGUACAACGUGCAGGACGCCAAGGAGAUUGUCGGCGAGAACGUGUGGUUCUCGCCGGCGUUCAACGGGUAUGUGGGGAGCGUGGAUAGGUUGCCGUUUGAUCAUCACAUGUUGGCUGGGCUCGUGGCGCCGCGCCCGCUGUAUGUUAUGGAGAACCCCGACUUUGAGUGGCUCGGCAAGGUGUCGACGUAUGGCUGCAUGGGCGCCGCGCGCAAGCAGUACCAGGCGCUGGGGGCCUUGAACAGUUUUGGGUAUUCGCAGGUUGGUGGCCACAACCACUGCAGUUUUCCCUCUGGACAGGCCGCCGAGCUCAAUGCGUUUAUCGGCAAGUUCCUGCUCGGCAACGCGGGCGCCGGCUUGACGAGCGUCUUCCGGACGGAUCAGAGUCUCAACUUUAAUAUCGACACGUGGAGCCCGUGGACGGUGCCGAGUCUUGUCUAA
Lasiosphaeria miniovina is the source of this 1422-nucleotide messenger RNA. RefSeq lists its product as uncharacterized. Gene Ontology annotation, cellular component: extracellular region. Gene Ontology annotation, biological process: carbohydrate metabolic process. Lineage: Eukaryota; Fungi; Ascomycota; Sordariomycetes; Sordariales; Lasiosphaeriaceae. Bases 1 to 1422 code for a protein of 473 amino acids. The transcript has a single exon. Gene Ontology annotation, molecular function: cellulose binding. The record is from RefSeq and is a predicted model, not a curated record.